GCACACCCUGCUGUAUCCGGGUGUCCUCGGGCAUCUGCACCUGUUGCUGUUUAACCAGGGAGACCAAGCGGACCAACACUGUCACGUUGACUAACUCAGCUAACUUCCUCAACAGAGCAAACUAAUGUGGCCACUUAUUAAAGAAGUCAAUGUUUGUUUUCCACGUUCAACCUAUGAUGAACGUGGAGCAGAAAGGGCCACCUCUAGUAACACAACUGUUUACACAGGUCGCAAUGGAAAACCUGCCAAUAGGUUGGACUGUGCACACCUGUGACCAGGAGGGAGACGGGACGGGACUGUUGGUGAAGGGGGGAAUCGCCGACAUUAACACAAACGCACAUGUCCACGAUCUGUUUCAUGAAGAUGCACAGGGCUUCCAGCAGUCUAGCCAGCCGUGGUGGAGGAUCAAAGUGUUUGUGUGGGAGCCCGUGCUCUUCGGUACCUGGGAUGGGGUUUUUACCACCUGCAUGAUCAACAUCUUCGGUGUGGUGCUAUUCCUACGUACUGGCUACCUGGUGGGAAACACGGGUGUGCUGCUCGGGAUGCUCCUGGUCUCCUUGGUCGUGCUGGUUGCUCUAGUGACGGUGAUGUCGGGGAUCGGAGUAUGUGAGCACUGUGGUGUUGGGGGUGGAGGAGUCUACUCCAUGAUCUCCACCAUCCUGGGUGGCAGGGUGGGGGGCACUGUGGGCCUCCUUUAUGUGUUCGGACAGUGCGUAGCUGGGGCCAUGUACAUCACAGGUUUCUCUGAGUCUGUGGCAGAACUGCUGGGUCUACAGAGCCAAUGGGCGGUGCGUGGCAUGUCAGCGGCGGUGCUGCUGGCUCUGCUCGGAAUCAACCUGGCCGGUGUCAAGUGGAUCGUCCGACUCCAGCUGCUGCUGCUGGCUGUGCUGGCCGUCUCCACACUGGACUUUGUCAUUGGGACCUUCACGCACCUUGACCCAGGCAACUGGAGCCCAUCAUCAAAGGUAUGCCGUGGGGCUCCCAGUCAAGUGAAUCUGGCCAUGCCUUAUAUAGAGCACGGUUUCAUUGGUUAUUCAUCCGGGCUGCUCAGCAGUAACACAAUGCCAGAUUACACACCGGGAGAAACCUUCUUCACCGUCUUUGGGGUCUUCUUCCCUGCUGCUACAGGGGUUAUGGCAGGCUUCAACAUGAGCUCAGACCUUCAGCGGCCUGAACACAACGUCCCUGUGGGAACGCUGGCAGCUGUCUUCACCUCGUGGUUCCUGUAUCUGGUCUUUGUCUUCCUCCUGGGGGCCAUCUGCACCAGAGAAGCUCUGCGCUAUGACUUCUUGAUAGCAGAAAAGGUCUCCUUGGUGGGCUUCCUCUUUCUGCUGGGCCUCUACAUCUCCUCCCUGGCUUCGUGCAUGGGCGGCCUGUAUGGAGCACCCAGGAUCCUCCAGUGCAUCGCCCAAGAGAGGGUCAUUCCUGCUCUGGCCUUCCUGGGAAGAGGGAAAGGCCCAAACAGGACUCCAGUGGCAGCUAUCUGCCUGACCAGCCUGCUGACCAUGGCCUUCAUUUUCAUCGGUCAGGUCAACGUGCUUGCCCCCAUCGUCACCAUCAACUUCAUGCUCACCUACAGCUUCAUCGACUACUCCUACUUCUGUGUGGCCAAGACUUUCCAGAUGCAGAUUAAAGAGAAGAGGGACACCCCUGUCCCGGCCACAAGAAACCAGUGUAGGUCAACUAGGCACAGCUCUAGGCCUCUGAUCGAGGACACUCUCCCAAACUAUGGGAGUGGAGGCGAGAGUCGGCAGGGUAAGGGCACUCUGUUGGAGUUCACCAAGGACAUGGACCGGAUCUUUCCCCACAUGCCAAAUGGGGCUGAGAAAACUACGUCCCUGCGAGAGCUGAGCAGUAGAUGCAAGAGCACAAUGGUAAAUGUUACUACUAAGCAGAAACUGAUGGACAGCUUUUGCUUGGACCCAAACUGCAAUAUGUUCUCAGAAGAGAAAGCAGAGGAGAUUAGCUCAGCUCCACCACAUGAGGAAGCUCAGAAGCAGUGUGGAGGUGGGGAACCCAGGGCUGGUGAAGAACUACAAAUGGAUCACCCUUCAAAAAUCUGCCUUGCUGAGCAGCCUUCAUCUGCUGACCUUCACACUCACAGCGCAGGUGCUGGAGGUAAAGCGGAGCACCAGAGUGUUGAAAUCACACCCAUGCAGGAUUCAUUCUAUGCAAAGUUCUGCAACCACUGGGUUGCUCUUAUCGGGGCAUUGAGCUCCAUAUUGAUUAUGUUUGUUAUUGAGUGGGUUUAUGCCUUAGCAAACAUAGUCGUUGCCUUGCUGCUCUUCUUCUACAUCGGAAAAACAAGUCCUGGACUACCUACAGGUAUUGCAGCUCGAUUCAGCUUUUUCGCAUGGCUCAAAUCAACAUUGAAUAGCAUUUGCAGGAGGAAAGGCUCUCCUCGGGAUGAGAUCGUAGUCACACCCUCUCUGUCCAGCGUCGGCCUGAAAACCAAGCAGCUGACAGAGGAUAAUGCUGACUUUGCCUCUCGUCACCGCUAUCACCAAUCCUCAUUUAUCAGGGCCAACAACAUGGUGCAGCCACCACACCAGUGACUCCUGUUACAAGUCAUUGUCCUCAGCCUGAAACCACAUUUUCUGCCUCAAAAUGUGUCUCCUGUUGCCUUUUGGGCCACAUUCUACACAUACAAAAUACAAAUUGUAUUUAACAGACAUUCAUACAUUUAGUGGCUCAAAUCAUUUCCCUGCGAUAGAUGGAUAAUUGUGUGUGUGUGUGUGUGUGUGCUAUUCGUGGACUGGUGGUAGCUAGUUGUCAGAUUACUGUACUGCUGAGACACUUCCAAUAAGUCUAGCCACCACGGUGAUUGGCUUAAAUAUCCCGUGUAAAUGUGACACAAAGGUUUAAUUAAAAUAUGUUAGUUUACUUGUGCAUGUAUAGA
This is a messenger RNA of Micropterus dolomieu (smallmouth bass), 2899 nucleotides long. RefSeq names its product solute carrier family 12 member 8 (gene slc12a8). Gene Ontology annotation, cellular component: membrane. The record is from RefSeq and is a predicted model, not a curated record. Gene Ontology annotation, molecular function: potassium:chloride symporter activity. The coding region runs from base 150 to 2555 and encodes 801 amino acids. The transcript has 14 exons. Lineage: Eukaryota; Metazoa; Chordata; Actinopteri; Centrarchiformes; Centrarchidae. Gene Ontology annotation, biological process: chloride transmembrane transport; cell volume homeostasis; potassium ion homeostasis.